Glycine soja is the source of this 993-nucleotide messenger RNA. Its product is annotated as zinc finger A20 and AN1 domain-containing stress-associated protein 5-like. NCBI's taxonomy places the organism in Eukaryota, Viridiplantae, Streptophyta, Magnoliopsida, Fabales, Fabaceae. The coding region runs from base 228 to 641 and encodes 137 amino acids. The transcript has a single exon. Gene Ontology annotation, biological process: protein ubiquitination. The record is from RefSeq and is a predicted model, not a curated record. Gene Ontology annotation, molecular function: ubiquitin-protein transferase activity; zinc ion binding.
AAGUUGGUAAUUGCAGCAGGAAGGAGAUGGCAUGAAAGAAAAAGGGGUUCCGAUACGCGUCUCUACCAGGUCCAUAUUCCCAAUCUCCUUUCAUUACCAACCUCACAACACAACCCCUUUCUCUUCUCUUCCAAUUACAAAUCCCUUCUUCUCUCUCUCUCUCUCUUUAUUCUCAUUUCACAACUCAUCAAUCCCCUCUCUCUCUCUCCCAAACGCAAAACCAAAGCAUGGCUCAGAAGGCCCAGAAAAACGACACUGAGUUUAAGGUCCCCGAACCCAUCAUCAACCCCUGCACCACCACCACCACCACCACCACCUCGAUUUCCGAACCUUCUAGAUUCUUCGAUGCAACCACCCCCGCCACUUCAUCGCGCUCCCCAAAGCGAUCCCUCCCUCUCGACGAGGAAUCUCAGACGGACCAAACGACGUCUUCUGAGCCCAAACGCGCCGUGAACCGCUGCUCCGGCUGCCGGCGGCGCGUGGGACUCACGGGAUUCCGGUGCCGCUGCGGGGACCUUUUCUGCGCAGAGCACCGCUACUCCGACCGCCACGACUGCUCCUACGACUACAAGGCCGCGGGGAGAGAGGCCAUCGCGAGAGAGAACCCCGUCGUGAAGGCCGCGAAGAUCGUCAAAGUCUGACAACCCUAAAUCGGAGAACAAAUCUCGAAGAAGAAGGGGCAAAAAGGGGAUAACACAAAACGACGACGUUUCCACUCGAUCGCGGUGAGGUGAUUGAUUAAUUAAUUAUUAAUUACUCGCGUCGCGUCUUUUCUUCGAGACGCGACUAGGCGCGUGGGUGGAAACCCGGGGAAUUUGUAACCGGAAAGAUGAAUUUCUCGGUGAUCCUUUUUCUUUUUCUUAUUUUUAAUGUAUAAUUUCUAAAUUUUUAUGCCUUUUUUUUUUAAUUUGGGUUGGAAAUUUAUAAAUUAUUAUUGUGAUUAUUAUGUGAAUCAGUUUAAUGAAUGGUUUUUCGUUGCCUUUUUUUUUAUUA